Molecule: messenger RNA, 1431 nt
Organism: Stegodyphus dumicola
Lineage: Eukaryota; Metazoa; Arthropoda; Arachnida; Araneae; Eresidae
Source: RefSeq, a predicted model, not a curated record
AUUGUAUAUAUAUAUAUAUUUUAGCUUGGAGUCUGAGCCUCUUCAGGAGAACCUUAAUGAUGAAUUUCUGUGUCCUGAUUCACCUUUAAUUAUCGAAAGGGAAGAUCGACGAAAGGCAAAUCCAUUACCAUCUGGCAGAACAAUUUGCAAUAUGUCUUUUGUAAUAGUGCAGGCUAGGACAUUAGAGCAACAUUCCCUAAAUUGUAAAUUUGGAGGAUCAUUUAUUUUUAACAAAGUGAUUCGACGUGGUCUUGUCACUACAUAUAACUAUGUAUGUGAUAAAAUUUUUAGCAUCAUGGAAAUUCCGUAUAUGAGCAACUCGACCUUUGCUUCUUGUGAGCGAACUACUGGCAAAAUAAUACAGGGAUGUGCACAGGAAACUAUGUGUGCUGCUAUAGAAGAGGAGAAAAGGCAGGCAGAACUUCGCAAUGAUAAAGAUAAUGAUGGUUAUCACUGUAUAACUGUCAUUGUUGAUGGAGGUUGGUGUAAAAGAAGCUAUGGGCAUGGUUACAAUGCUUCAAGUGGCAUAUCUGUUAUUAUAGGCAUGGUCACCCAGAAAAUUUUGUUUGUUGGAAUUCGCAACAAAGUGUGCCUUAUAUGCAGUGCUAUUGAAGAUGGCAAGAUGCCAAAUAAAGUGCACCUUUGUUGGCGAAAUUGGAAUGGGCCUUCUACAGGUAUGGAAAGCAGUGCCAUUGUGGAAGGUCUGAAUUAUCUCCAGUGUGUUCACAAAAUACGUUGUACUCGACUUGUUGGAGAUGGAGAUGCUAACACAAUGGCCAAAGUGAAAGAAAGCGUUUCAUAUGGAGGACGGGUGAUCAAAGUAGAAUGUGCUAACCAUGCUGUUCGAAGAUAUCGCAGAGCUCUUGAGAAACUUCAGCAAAAUACUGCGCGCUUCCCCGGGGCUAAAGGAAUUGCUGCCCGUAAAUUGCUGAAAAUUAAAAUGCCACUGUUAGUCAGAGGUGCUAGAGUAGCUAUAAAAGCUCAUGCUUUACCUAGCCAUUAUCAGCACACACAAGAAGCUAUUGAUGCAUUAGUAUCUGACUUGAGAAAUGGGCCACAUCAUAUAUUUGGCAAGCAUGAUGCUUGUAGUGCUUUUUGUGCAAAGAAAGGUGCAGAGUUGGACAGCACAUACAAUGAAAUUUUUUCCUCGGGUAUGUUGCAAGCUAUUGAAGCAGAAGUGGGAAGAGUACUGAUAUCGUGUAGCAGUACUCUUAUUUGGAAUGCCACAAAUAAUCCUGCUGAAAGCUUCAUGAGUCAACUGUGUAAAACAUCUGGUGGAAAAAGAGUUGAUUUUUCCAAAGCUGGUGGCAUGAACAGGCGUGCGAGUAUUGCUGUCAUGGCCUAUCAAAAUCCAGCACAGCAGUGGCAAAAAAAAUGCACAAAAAGCUGUAACAGGAAGUAGCCCCAGGACUCCAACUUUGAAAUUCUUAG